Messenger RNA from Triticum urartu, 3410 nucleotides. The record is from RefSeq and is a predicted model, not a curated record. Lineage: Eukaryota; Viridiplantae; Streptophyta; Magnoliopsida; Poales; Poaceae.
AUCAACUCAUAUUUGAUAUUUGUGAAUAUUCAUAUCUUCUGUUAGUUGAGGGAUACAGUUAUCUUGAUACUGUUAUUCAUACCGUGAGAAUCAGGAAGGUGAGAUAUGGUGUGCCAGACCUUUGCUAGUUUAAAUGCUUAUUUCUGAAUCCAUUCUGCUACUUGCAGUGACAACAUAUGCAAUACUGAUCAUGAAAUGUACAUUAUGGUUACGGGCUACUAAAUAUUGACUAGAUCAGACAGUAUUUUACUUUUACUACUCCCUCUGUUUCUAAAUAUUUGUCUUUUUAGAGAUUUCAAAUGGACUACCAUAUACGGAUGUAUAUAGACAUAUUUUAGAGUGUACAUUCACUCAUUUUGCUUGGUAUGUAGUCACUUGUUGAAAUCUUUAGAAAGACAAAUAUUUAGAAACGGAGGGAGUAGUACGCAAACUUUUGAAAACAUUCUAAUCAACAUGCCAUUGCGGGUUGUGGCAGAUUUUUGAGUAAUUGAGUAAAUAUAAACCAAGCCUUGGAAGAAUGUAGUAUAAAUGUUCAUCUGUCCCUGUUGCAAAUAGCACUUUUGGAAGCAAGUGAAAAAGUCCACAGGUAAUCUCUUUUUGAUGACAGACCAUAGAAAGUUUGCUAACUUGGUUGAUGUUAUGAGCGGCAUAUAUUACAGCCCAGGCAGUUAGGGGCCUGGCCCAGUUAUCUUAUCGUGUUAGGGGCUUAGCCCAAUUAUAUCAUUAGGAGGAUUAUAUAAACUCAUGUAAGGACCCAUUUUGAGAUUAAGCAAGAAGCAAUCAUUAUUUGCUUGGCUUCCCGAAGGGAGCCGGGAGACCUAACCCUAGCCACCUCCUGCCAACGCCGCCGCCUCUUCCCUCGCGCACGACGGCGCCCAGCCGCCGGCGACCGCGAGAUCGCCCACGUCCAGCCCCUUCCUUCCCCUACAAUCUCCGCCCUAGACCCGGUAGAACCCUAGUUUCUACUACUUUGGUAUCAGCUAGCUCGGUUCCGGUCAUGUCUGCGCCGCCGCCCACCCCACCCGCGCUGCUGCCCAUCACCACCGCGCCGCUGCCCAUCACCACUGCGCCGCUGGUCCCCACCUCCGGCGUCCCCAUCGCCCAGCUGCCGGCGCCCUCCACUGCGCCGCCCGCCGCCGUCUACACCCCGGAGGAGGUCACCGGGGUCCUCCACGACCUCGUCACAGCGAUCCAGGAGAUCCGGCUAUACUUGGCCAGCCCCUACGGGCCUCUGCCACCCCCGCCGCCGGCUGCCGCCAUCGGUCCGCCGGCCCUGCCGUGGUACUUGUCGCACUCGGCAGCCUCCGCAGCGUUCGCUGGGCCGCUGCAGCCGCCGCCCGCCACCACCCUACAAUGGCCGCAGUGGCCGUCGCCGGCUCUCACGGCGCCCCCGCCCCCAUGCAACAAGCCGCCCCCGCCAGCACUCCACUCUGGCCGCAGUGGCCAUCGACGGCCCUCGCGGCUCCCGCCGCGCCCGUCGCCCACAUGCUGCAGCUGCUGUAGCUUCAUCCCGCCGCGCCCGUCACGCCCAUGCAGCAGCCGCUGCAGCCACAGGCACCCCCGCCGCUCAGCACCGGGCCGGCGAUGACCGCGUCGGCGGGCAUUCUGAUCCAACAGGUCCGGUUCCCACCCUCACCAUCACCGCUUCCGGCCUGGUUGGCCGGGUCGACGCCGCAGCCGGUCUACACUAUGGCCGGGGAACAGCCGGCGCCCACCCUGCAGUACGGCGGGCCCUCCGGCUCCACGGGUGCCUACGCGGGCCACGACGGACCGCCGUUUCACGGGGGACCCCCGGUGCCCACCGACCCGGCGUCAUCCUCUUCGCUGCCCCGUCCCGCCGAGUUGUACGCCCAUGGCGGUCAGGCCCCGACCCCGCCGCGCUUCGCCAAGCUCGACUUUGCCACCUACAACGGCACCGAGGACCCCCUCAACUGGCUCAACCAGUGCGAGCAGUUCUUCCGGUGGCAACGGACGCUCGCGUCGGACAGCACCUGGCUCGCCUCUUAUCACCUCCGUGGCGCCGCCCAGACGUGGUACUACGCCCUCGAGCAGGAUGAGGGCAGCAUGCCCCCAUGGGAGCGUCUUCGCGAGCUCUGCCUCCUUCGCUUCGGACCACCGAUACGCGGGAGCCGGCUGGCGGAGUUGGGCCGCCUCCCCUUCACCUCUACGGUGCAGGACUUCACCGACCGCUUUCAGGCCCUGGCGUGCCAUGCGCCCGGCGUGACGGCUCGCCAGCGGGCCGAACUCUUCGUCGGCGGUCUGCCAGAUCAUAUUCGCGUGGUCGUGGAGCUGCAGGGACCCCAGGACCUCUAGACGGCCAUGUACUACGCAUGUGCGUUCGAGCGCCGCGCGGUGGCCAUCCAGCAGGCAUCACCGUCUUGGGCCACUGGGCCGACACCCUGGCCGGAUGUUCCCGCGUAGGGUCGGCUUGCUCAGGCUUCCGCGGCACCCCUCGCCGCGGCCGCGGCGCGCCCGUUCCGCCGGCUCACCUCGGCCGAGCUGCUCGAGCGUCGCCGCCAAGGGUUGUGCUUCAACUGCGACGAGCCCUACGUGCCCGGCCAUGUCUGCCCACGCCUCUUCUACCUGGAGGUUGCGGACUACAUGGAGGAGGACGCCGCCGCCGCCGGGCUUGGCGACCUGCACGCCCCAGCUGCCGCGGAGGUGUUUGGCGACGGGUGAUCACCUCGAGGAGUUCCGCAAGCGCUUCCCCGCCUUCCAGCUCGAGGAUGAGCUGUUUGUGCAGGCAGGGAGAAAUGUUAUGAGCGGCAUAUAUUACAGCCCAGGCAGUUAGUUGCCUGGCCCAGUUAUCUUAUCGUGUUAGGGGCUUGGCCCAAUUAUAUCAUUAGGAGGAUUAUAUAAACUCAUAUAAGGACCCAUUUUGAGAUUAAGCAAGAAGCAAUCAUUAUUUGCUCGGCUUCCCGAAGGGAGCCGAUAGACCUAACCCUAGCCGCCUCCUGCCAACGCCGCCGCCUCUUCCCUCGCGCACGACGGCGCCCAGCCACCGGCGACCGCGAGAUCGCCCACGUCCAGCCCCCUCCUUCCCCUACAAUCUCCGCCCUAGACACGGUAGAACCCUAGUUUCUACCAGUUAAAUUAUUUUUGUCGCAAUAUGAGUCCUCCAUCUUUUUCAUUUAGAGAUGACUUGGCAAGUGAGAAGAAGCAAACAUUCUCAGGGAAAUUACAUAAAACAACAACUAACUGAUAAUGUUACCUAGUGUAAGCUUUCUUGUCGUUACUUUUAUUAUUCAGAUGUCUUUCGAUCACAUCUCUGGCGUGGAUGUCAAGCGAAGCACUUAUAGCUAAACUAACUUCUGAAUGCUUAUUUGUCCUGCUUUAUUAUGUGCUAUUCAUUUAUUUGUAGAGCUAGUGUGUUAUUUCUAACACAUUUCCUUUUCGUGUUCUUAUUUGCU